Molecule: messenger RNA, 2682 nt
Organism: Medioppia subpectinata
Lineage: Eukaryota; Metazoa; Arthropoda; Arachnida; Sarcoptiformes; Oppiidae
Source: the annotation of a GenBank genome assembly
AUGUCUUCGUCCGGAUAUCACUUCCCGUACAUCGCGUACGACAUUCAGGAACAGCUGAUGGACGCCAUGUAUGGAGCGCUGGACGAGCAGAAGAUGGCAAUCCUCGAGAGCCCCACCGGAACCGGGAAGUCGUUGAGCAUAAUCUGCGCCACCAUUAAGUGGAUCCAUGACUUCCACGACAAACAAUUGGAUACACUUUCGCGUCAACUCAAGCGAUGCGAUGAAGAGAUCCAACGACUGGACGCCGAGAGUAAAGUGAGCUCCGAUUGGAUUGAAUUGCAGGACAAGAAGUCGUCGGUUUGUCGUCAGAAGGAAGUGAUUGUCAAACAAUUGACAGCUUUUGAAGCGAAGGACAAACGAAACAAAUCACUUCUCGACCGAAGAAAUAACUCAAUUGUUAGACAAAAGUUUGUAUUAAAGCACAAGAAUGUGACCAAAAAGUUGAAGAAAAGUGACACAAACGGUGACCAGGAAUUGGAUCCAUUGAGUGGCGAUGGAGUGGACGAAGACUUUGUGGACUAUUGUAGUGACGAUGAAGUGGUGGACGAGAAGAGCAGUGAAGUGGGCGACGGGUUUGUGGCGCCGAAGAUGUAUUACUGCAGUCGCACUCAUUCACAACUCUCACAAUUCAUACGNAUAAUCUGCGCCACCAUUAAGUGGAUCCAUGACUUCCACGACAAACAAUUGGAUACACUUUCGCGUCAACUCAAGCGAUGCGAUGAAGAGAUCCAACGACUGGACGCCGAGAGUAAAGUGAGCUCCGAUUGGAUUGAAUUGCAGGACAAGAAGUCGUCGGUUUGUCGUCAGAAGGAAGUGAUUGUCAAACAAUUGACAGCUUUUGAAGCGAAGGACAAACGAAACAAAUUACUUCUCGACCGAAGAAAUAACUCAAUUGUUAGACAAAAGUUUGUAUUAAAGCACAAGAAUGUGACCAAAAAGGCGAAGACAAGUGACACAAACGGUGACCAAGAAUUGGAUCCAUUGAGUGGCGAUGGAGUGGACGAAGACUUUGUGGACUAUUGUAGUGACGAUGAAGUGGUGGACGAGAAGAGCAGUGAAGUGGGCGACGGGUUUGUGGCGCCGAAGAUGUAUUACUGCAGUCGCACUCAUUCACAACUCUCACAAUUCAUACGUGAGAUCCAGAAGACGGCGUACUCUCGAGAGGAGACACCUCUUCGGUUGGUUCCGUUGGGCUCCAGAAGUAAUUACUGUAUUAACGAACGGGUCUUACGACUCAAUAAUAAUAAUCUGAUUAACGAAAAGUGCAUUGAAUUACAAAAUUCAAGUAAUAGUCAAUUAAAGUGUCAAAUGUUUAAACACAAUGUGAUUAAUGAACUCAGAGAUGAGGUCUUAGCCGAUGUGUUGGACAUCGAAGACAUCACCAAAUUAGGCAAAGGGAUCAAAGCGUGUCCUUAUUAUAGCACACGAUUGGCUAUUCCUGAGGCCGAGAUUGUUAUCCUUCCGUACAAUAUAUUACUCCAUUCGGCGACUCGAGAGUCGUAUGGAAUCAAUCUUAAGGGAAGUGUUGUGGUGAUAGACGAGGCGCACAAUCUCAUGGAAACCAUCCAUAAUAUCCACUCCAUUGAACUGAAGGGCUCGCAUAUCAUCGACACUCUCUCACAACUCAAUGCAUACCUCAUGAGAUAUAAGAGCCGUUUAAGUGCCAGAAAUACAAUGCAUAUCAAACAGAUUGCGUUCAUUUUGAAUGAGUUUAUUAAACAUUUCAAAGCGAGCGCUCAAAUCGGUGGUCACAAUGUGUCCGAAAGAGUCGAGUUUCUCAUUCGGCUUGGGAUCGAAAAUUUGAAUUUAUAUCAAAUUCUCGAUUAUUGCCAAAAGAGUCAAAUCGCGCGAAAACUCUUUGGAUUUUCCAAAAGAAAAAAUUGCGUUAAAAUUGAUGAGAAAAGCGAGAAGAAAGCGAACGGAACGACAGCUUUCUUAGCGAAAAUGAAAGGCAAGUCUAUUGAAGUGCAAGCAAUCGCUUCCAAUGAUUCGGCCGCUGAUGAAGAAACCAAAAUAUUUGGCUCUCCUUUAUAUAUAAUCAUAGAAUUUCUCAAAGCAUUGAUUGAUUCGAAAGCAAACGCAAAGAUUAUAACAAAUUUUGAUACAAAUUCUCUACGAAAUUCUUGCGUUAAAUAUAUUUUAUUGAAUCCAUUUUCUCAAUUCAAAGACAUUGUCAGCGAAUGUCGUUCUGUUGUCCUCUGCGGCGGAACAAUGAAACCGUUUGAUGAAUAUAUUGACCACUUAUUCAAGCCUUUGGGCAUCACUUCUGAACGGUUGGUAACAUUUUCGUGCGGACACGUGAUUCCUGACUCUAACCUAUCAGCUAUAUGUCUUGGAAUGGGACCAAAUGGAAGGCAACUUAACUAUACAUUUCAAAACCGAACCAACACUUCAAUGAUUGAGGAAACGGGCAAAACCAUUGCCAACAUGUGUGCUGUCAUUCCGGACGGAAUUGUUUGCUUUUUCCCGUCUUAUGAUUUCGAAGACAAUUACUAUAAAGUGUGGCAAAAAUCAGGAAUCAUCAAAAGUAUUGAAGCCAAAGGAAAGACUGUGUUUCGGGAGCCCAGGAAGUCAUCGAUGGUUCAGACAAUUCUCGGUGACUAUAACCGUGCAAUUACACCAGUGUUGUUUUUUCCUCGCUAUGAAUACACACAGCAGCCGCCGUUUUACUCACUUCCUUAG